UUCACUACAUUUUUUAAUCUUUUUCAUCAUUGAACAAUAUUAUUUUAUUAUUGCACAGCUUUAUUUUGACUUAGCACUGUAAUUGAUAACAUUAUAUUAAAUGACUUUUCAAGUAUAAAUUUUAACAUUGCUUUCAUUGAGUACCUCAAGAAUCGUUUAUUAACAUUGCAUAGAAAUAAUAAUUUGUGAAAUUUCAAGAUCGCAAGAUUGACAAAAGUAUUCAAAGCUUUCAAUAUUUAAUAGCUUUGUUAAUUUUGAUGGGUUCCGUGCUUGGCUUUGUUUGGAAGUCCAUGAUGAUGAUAUUAGAGAAGAUUAAGAGUUUCUUUAACAGAAUAUUUCAAUGGAGUUACCUGAGAAUUAUUUGGUCCUAUUCACUGACAAACAGUAUGACAAAUACACCAGUAAUGAGUGAUACCCCACAUGAAAAUGAUUCUGAUGUUCGUAUUUUGACAUUGAACAAAGGAGAACAUCUAGAUAGCAUUUUAUACAGAAUUAAAAAAGGAUGGACAGUAGAAUUUCGUCUUGGACCUUCAUUAUUUGGGAAAACUAUCAACAUAUUUACCAAUCAUCCAUCAUCUUCGGAGAAUGUAUUCGAACGAGACACGUAUUAUCAAUUACCAUGGUGUAACGAAGUAGCAGUUCUUAAAGUGAAAAGAGCUGGUUCAUUCCACUAUUACAUUACAGAUGCAAAAGAGAAGAAUGAUUCAAAAGCUAUAUCAUCAGGAUAUCUUCUGGUUGAACCGGAGUUACGUGUAGGUGUGCCCGAAAUGAUUUUACCGCUAGACUGCAUUCAAUGUCAAACAGUUUUAUCGAAAUGUUUGGGACCUUUUUCUACAUGGGAAGAAAAAUUACAAGUAUCUCGUAAUUCUGGAUAUAACAUGAUUCAUUUUACGCCAAUCCAAGAACUCGGUGGGUCUCAAUCAGCCUACAGUUUGAGUGAUCAGUUAAAAAUAAAUUCAUCAUUUUACGAUGACAAACAGCAACCUGUUACGUUUACUGAUGUAGAGAAACUGAUAAAAAAACUACGACAAGAGUGGAAUAUGCUAUCAAUAUGUGAUAUUGUUCUUAAUCAUACAGCUAAUGAAAGCUCAUUUUUGGUUUCACAUCCUGAAUGUACUUACAACUGUCUCAAUUCUCCUCAUCUUCGACCAGCUUAUCUUUUAGAUGCUACACUAUUUGAGUUAACCUUAGAAAUAGCUGCUGGUAAAUGGGAGUUAAAAGGUAUUCCAUGUGUCGUGGAAACAGAAGAUCAUCUAAAUGCUAUACGGCAUGCUCUUCAUACUCAUUUUCUACCUUUAGUUAAAAUUCAUGAACUUUACUCACUUGAUGUCAAUGAAGUGAUUGGAGAUUUCUUGAAUUUGGCACGUACCCAAAUGCCACAAGAUGCAAUACCAAUUCAAGAAAAAUCAAUAGUUAUAAUACAAGAUCCACAAUUUCGUCGAUUGAAAUCAACAGUCGAUAUGAAUCUGGCUUUACAAUUAUAUAAUAUUUAUCGGCCUGACUGUUUUGAUGAAGAAACACGCUUAAAACGUUGUGCUGAAGAGUUUCGUAAAUGUAUUCAAGAGCUCAACGAUUCAAUUAUAGGUACAGUUCAAAACCAUUUAAAUGCUGCAAUUGAAAAUACUAUUGCUUCGAUUCGUUAUUUUAGAGUGCAAUCUGAUGGCCCUCAACUGAAAGAAGUUAGUGCACGAAAUCCAUUAGUUCCUAGAUAUUUUACAGAUUAUGGAACACCAGAUUCACUUUUGGAAAGAGAAUCAAUUAUCUACUCUAACUCUGGAUGCUAUUUGAUGGCUCAUAAUGGCUGGGUAAUUAAUGGAGAUCCUUUAAAAAAUUUUGCUGAUCCUGAUUCGAAUAUUUAUCUAAGAAGAGAAUUGAUUGCCUGGGGUGAUAGCGUUAAAUUACGGUACGGUAAUAAACCUGAAGAUAAUCCAUUUCUUUGGCAGCAUAUGACUGAAUAUGUGGAACAAACGGUUAAAAUAUUUGAUGGAGUACGUUUAGAUAAUUGUCAUUCAACACCAAUACCUGUUGCUGAAUACUUAUUGGAUGUUGCUCGACGUAUUCGUCCUGAUUUAUAUGUCGUUGCUGAGCUUUUUACUAAUUCCGAUCAAAAGGAUAAUAUAUUUGUUAAUCGUCUAGGAAUUACUUCACUUAUUCGGGAAGCCAUGUCAGCGUGGGAUAGUCAUGAAGAAGGACGACUUAUAUACCGAUACGGCGGUGAACCAGUUGGAGCUUUCUUUCAACCACAAAAAAGACCACUUAUGCCUAGCAUUGCGCAUGCUCUUUUUAUGGACCAGACCCAUGAUAAUCCAAGUCCAGUUGAAAAACGUAGUGUUUAUGACUUACUUCCUUCAGCAGCAUUAGUAUCAAUGGCUUGUUGUGCUAGUGGAAGUAAUAGAGGAUAUGAUGAAUUAGUACCACAUCAUAUUCACGUUGUUGAUGAAACAAGGCAGUACACUGCAUGGACUGAUGAUGUAAAUUUACCAAAUUCAAAUUUUAAAUUUGUGAGUAAGUCAUCUGGAAUAAUUUCGGCAAAAAGAGCAUUCAAUGAUUUACAUAAUACUCUAGGUAAUCAAAACUUUAACCAGGUAUUUGUUGAUCAAAUAGACUCUGAUAUAGUUGCAGUAACUAGACAUUCGCCUAAAACACAUGAAAGUGUUAUAUUAGUUGCAUUCACUUCUUUUAAUCAUCCUGAAUCAAAUGUUCAAGAUUCAAAAAGAUAUAUUAAACCAUUAAGAGUUGAAGGUGUUGUUGAAGAAAUUAUUUUUGAAGCUCGAUUACUGCAUAAAAAUUCGGAUAAAAAUACAUCUGGUAGUUCUAUCAAUAAUCAUCAAAUGGAUGCUGAUUUUAUUAACGGCUUAGCUAAUUAUAUUGUUGAUAUUAAAGAACAUAUUCAAAUUCCAGAUUCUACAAUGGUAGAAAAAGUUGAUUCUGGAAACUUAAAAAUCACUCAAUUAAAUUUCAUCAAUUUUCAACCAGGAUCAGUUGUUGCACUCCGUGUUUCUCUUCAUGCCAAUAUUAAACCUGCUUUUGAAAAAUUAAAUGAUAUUCUUCGUUCUAUAACGGUUAAUAUUAAUUCGUCAGACUUAAAAUCCAUUAUAUCACAAAUGUCUCUAUCAGAUAUGAAUAAGGUAUUAUAUCGUUGUGAUCAAGAAGAACGCGAUGAAAGUAAUGGUCAAAUAGGUGUUUAUAAUAUUCCUGCUUACGGUCCACUUGUUUACGCUGGUCUUCAAGGUAUUAUGUCACUCCUUGCUGAUAUUCGUCCUAAUAAUGAUUUAGGCCAUCCCUUGUGUGUUAAUUUAAGAGAAGGCAACUGGUUAAUAGAUUAUAUUUGGCAACGUUUGCAAAACUAUCCAGAAACAUUAGAACUCGGUAAAUGGUUUGCUAAAAUUUCUGAACCAUUUACAUUAAUUCCAAGAUAUUUGGUACCCAGUUAUUUUGACACCAUUAUUACCAAUGUUUAUAUGGCUCUGAUAGACCAUUGUUAUACAAAAAUGUCUAAAUUUGUUCAAGAUGGAUCAUAUUUUAUUAAAUUACUUUCAUUAGCUUCUUUACAAGUCAAUGGUGUUAUAAAAUCAGCCCAACUCCCUGAAAUGUCACCAAAUUUGGCACCGCCACGACCAAAAGUCAUAAUAAAAGAUGGUGUUAAAGAGCAAAUAUGCACGACUAUAUCAGCUGGCUUACCCCAUUUUGCUGUUGGAUACAUGAGAAAUUGGGGAAGAGAUACGUUUAUUGCUCUUCGUGGUGUCCUAUUGUUAACUGGAAGAUAUGAAGAAGCAAGAUUCAUUAUUCUUGGAUUCGCUGCUACUCUUAGACAUGGAUUAAUUCCAAAUCUCCUCGAUAAAGGAGCCAAUGCUCGAUUUAAUUGCCGAGAUGCUGUUUGGUGGUGGUUAUAUACAAUUCAAUGUUAUAUUCAAUAUGUUCCCGAUGGAAUCAAAAUAUUGUCUGAUAAAGUAUCAAGACUCUUUCCUACUGACGAUUCACCAGCAUUAUCACCUGGCAAAGUUGAUCAACCUCUUCAUGAUGUUAUUCAAGAGGCAUUGAGUGUACAUUUUCAAGGUUUAUGUUUCCGAGAACGAAAUGCUGGUAAACAGAUUGAUGAACACAUGACAGAUCGUGGUUUUAAUAAUCAAAUAGGAGUAAAUCCAGAAACCGGGUUUGUUUUUGGUGGAAAUGAUGCUAAUUGUGGAACUUGGAUGGACAAAAUGGGAUCAUCGGAAAAAGCUGGAAAUAAAGGAAAACCAGCGACACCACGAGAUGGUUCAGCUAUUGAAAUAGUUGGUCUUAGUAAAUCUAUUUUAACUUUCUUGGCCGAAUUAUAUAAACAAAAUCUCUUUCCUUAUGGAAGUGUAAAACGGCAUAAUCGUGAUGGUACAAUGGUAACGUGGAGUUAUAAGCAGUGGGCAGAUAAAAUAACAGCUAAUUUUGAAAGAUGUUUUUAUGUUAAUCAAACACCAACAAAAGGUGAAAUGAAUCCUGAAUUGAUUCACAGACGAGGAAUUUAUAAAGAUAGUUAUGGAGCAUCACAAUCCUGGGCAGAUUAUCAACUUAGACCAAAUUUUCCUAUAGCUAUGGUUGUAGCACCAGAGCUCUUCAAUCCUAAUCAUGCUUGGUUAGCACUAAAACAAGCAGAAGAAAUAUUACUUGGCCCUUUAGGAAUGAAAACUCUAGACCCAGCAGAUUGGGCUUAUAAUGGUUAUUAUGAUAACUCCAAUGACUCAACAGAUGUUAAAGUUGCUCAUGGAUGGAACUAUCAUCAAGGUCCUGAGUGGGUUUGGCCUAUUGGAUACUUUUUACGAGCACGUCUUUAUUUUGCUAAGAUAUUAGAUAAUUCAAAAGAAUUAGAACGUACUAUUCAAUCUACAGAGGCCAUUAUUUCUAAACAUUUUGUAGAAGCAUCAACAAAUCACUGGCGAGGUCUUCCAGAGUUAACUAAUAAAGAUGGUGAAUAUUGUAAAGACAGUUGUCGUACUCAAGCUUGGAGUAUAUCUUCAAUAUUAGAGGUUCUACAUGAACUUGAAACAUUAAAAUCUCAAAUAUUAUCAAAAAAUAGUGAACUUAUUAACUGAUACGAUUUUGCGUGUGUUCAUCACUCU
Molecule: messenger RNA, 5093 nt
Organism: Chelonus insularis
Lineage: Eukaryota; Metazoa; Arthropoda; Insecta; Hymenoptera; Braconidae
Product: glycogen debranching enzyme
Exons: 5
Coding region: 258-5066 (1602 amino acids)
Biological process (GO): glycogen biosynthetic process; glycogen catabolic process
Molecular function (GO): 4-alpha-glucanotransferase activity; amylo-alpha-1,6-glucosidase activity
Source: RefSeq, a predicted model, not a curated record